UUCAUUCAUUCACUCGCUCAGAGGCCGUCAAGCCAGCAGGAAUACCGAAAGCAGUAACCAGUUGUCUUAAAUUUCAAAAAAAGGGAAACAAAUACGAGGAGUCAUGUGCAAACUAAGUGACAAUCCUUUGGACAGAAAGGUCUCGUUGCUCCGAAAGUUUAUCGUAAAAUACCGAGAGGAGUUCGAUAAGAAGGUCAACUUUCGGGGGCUGCAGCAUGCCAUCGAUGCUAUUGAUAAGGCCAUGCUGGGGUACGAGGGUGAGGCGAAAGAAAGGCUGGACAAGGUGCGGGACUUGAACUCGACGGCCCGGCUCACGUACAAAAGGUGUGUUGACCUGAUCUUUGAGUGGAGUGUCUCAGCCUCGGAGACUUACAGGACCCUCCUUCCCGUCAUUCGGAGAGAGGGUCUGGCCGCGUCCGACAGAAAAAUCAUUUUUGAUAUCGUCUCCGAGUCGCUCAGUAGUGGUCUUCCGAAAAUAAAAGAGUCUCUCGAGCUCCUCCAGAAAGAGGUUCUGGUGAAAGUGACCGAGCUGAGAGAUCUAUUCAAGUCCAUUGAGCACGACGUCCACUCUGAUUUCGGAGAAAAUGGAUUUUAUGGAAAAAAGAAGCAAGAGCUGAUGAAUAAGAUCAACGAAAGCCACAAACUGCGAACUGCCGUCAUUUUUGGCGCCAUUACUGGCAUCUUCGGGCUCAUCGGUGGUCUUAUAUUCGGACCCAUUGGAGCGGGUAUUGGCCUGGCGGCUGGAAUAGCGGUGUCCUUCGGAGUGAAGUCGCUCGUUGAAUGGCAGGAGCAGAAGGACCCUAAGAAACAAUUGGAGGGCAUCGAGUGUUUCUUCCAGCUCAUCACCGAAAAACUUGGGAGAGCCCAAAAGGUGAUAGGCGAUGUUAUAAAGGCCCUGGAGGAAGAUAAGAAAAAUGUUAUCGAACUCAUAGGGAACUGUGAGAGUACAAGCGAUUGUAAAUAUAUGUUACUGCUGGAGGACUCGUUCUCCCGGAACAAGUUUGCUGAGAAUCUGGAGGGCCUACAAAAACUGUGCCAAGAAUAUGCCAAAUGGCACGGAUAUGAUCCGGUACGGUAUGCUGCAGCUGGAAACUAAUCAUCUUCUGAUCCAUAACCAAUAAAAACCUGUUACCGCAGCCCUUCUGUGGCCCCGAGGCCUGGCUGGACUGGCCCACGGUGCGUAUACGUAAUGUUCAAAGCAAUAAAGUAAACGACAGCC
Messenger RNA from Drosophila bipectinata, 1219 nucleotides. RefSeq lists its product as uncharacterized. Gene Ontology annotation, biological process: hemolysis in another organism. The record is from RefSeq and is a predicted model, not a curated record. Lineage: Eukaryota; Metazoa; Arthropoda; Insecta; Diptera; Drosophilidae.